This is a messenger RNA of Nylanderia fulva, 1159 nucleotides long. RefSeq lists its product as uncharacterized. The record is from RefSeq and is a predicted model, not a curated record. Lineage: Eukaryota; Metazoa; Arthropoda; Insecta; Hymenoptera; Formicidae.
ACGAGGGGAAGGAAGAGGGGGCAAACAUGGCCGUUCGUGACGCGUACAGAACCAGUUCUACAUCGAGGCCGGUUUGGAACUAGUUUCCUUAGGUUUUUCGGACCCACAUGAGAGUCCCGGACGCUGUCGGCGACAACAACGUUCUUAUCGAAUUGCUGGGUGCGAUCGCAACAUCGUCGACGAGAUACGCGAACGUCUACUAUGGCCGAGAAUGAGAGGCACGAAGAAAACGAGGAAAUAGAAAUCAAGAUAGAACCUCAACAAGAUGAAGCUUCUCAAUGUUACAUCCAGGAAGAACAGAAUAGCCUUCUAGAUUUCGAGAGUGUCAAUCUAAUAUCGUCAAAUGCCGACGUAGCGCAGAAUCUAUGGACCAGCAGAGCCACCACAUGCCUGAUCAAUCAGUACAAAAAGUAUCGUUCGCAGGUCGGCCAAUCGACGCAAAUAAAGAGUCUGCGAGGGAUGUUCGAGAUGAUAUCCAUGGAGAUGCACAGAUUCGGCUAUCACUUCAGCGCGCAGAAGUGCGAGAACAAAUGGCGAGUCCUGGAACGCAAGUAUAAAAACCUCGUGUUUCGCGAGCGAUUAAGAAAACCCGGUAGAAUGAGGCAUUAUGGACAGUGGGAGCACAAACGCGCCUUGGACGAGAUUUUCGACGAGAAGAGGAAAUACGUAUAUCUGGAAAGGAAUGAGGAGGAUCCGCCGAGCAGCUCAAGGAAAUGUCCUUCGGUUGCAUCGAAACGUACCUGUGAUCAGGGCAACUUGUCCGUCAAUCAACAACACGAAGACUGUUUGGCGAAAGCUACGACGAGUGAAAAAAACGAGACGUCGAAUUUUGAACAAAUUUUGACAACAUUGUUUGACAAAUUCACCGAAGAAAUGGCAAAGCAUUUCGUCGUGGGUGAGAAAAACAAAGAGAGGCGACACAGGGAGAAAAUGGCUGUGAGACAAAAAGAAUUGGAGUUGAAGAAGCAGCUUCUCAAGUUGAAAGAACAGAAAAUCGAAUUGCAAAGAUCCCAAAUAAUUGCCGCCGCGCAAAAUUUAAUGCAUGUUUGAAUAUGCAAUAAUAACACGUCUCAAAUACGAAGAAUCUUAUCUUGGAAGAUAAUAUUGGCCUUAAGAAUGAUAUCUUGAUUUUUUAUAUAAUAUAAUUAUAUAUUUUUCU